AUGUCCAAAAGGCCAUUUCAAGGCUUUAUCAUGUGCCUUGAGUUGUUGAAUUUGAAAAAAAGUGUUGAAAAGUCUCUUGAAAAUGGAUUGAGUACUGAUGAUCACAGCGCUCUGUCCUACCAUGGCUGUGCCUCAAGACAAUUACAGGACUGGUACUAUAAUCCUACUGAUGAGGCUGGGACUGGAAUCUGCUUACCCCUCAUCCAGAGCACCUUGCCUGCCUAUCCCAAUUGUGAUCUGGAUUGGAAACCCACAGCAAGAUGGUUACCUUCCCCUCAAUACUCUGAUGCUCCAUUUCCUCAUAUUAAAGAUAUCAAAUUUCCUGAUAGAAUACGACUUCUCCGCUCAUGCCCCAGAGUUUGCCAAGGUGAGGGUUCUGAGUGGAGUUUUUACCCAAAUUUUGGCCUUCCCUUCACAUAUCACACUGGGAAGCGAUGUGUCUUUGAUGGCUUGCACUUACGAAACUGGACAUCAUUAGAUGUAAAGACACUGCCCUCGUGUCUGGGAAGAAGGAAAAAAGUCCAGGAUUCUAGAAAUGGAAUUCCUUUGGCCGCGCCUGGUGACAAGUCAUUCUCUACCCCUGAAUACAGUCCCAACUUUCACAAAUUUGGAUCAACAAGGCCAGUAGUUAAUUUUCGGGAACUUUACACAGUAAAUGCAGAUACUUUUAUACCUCUUCAGAAGCUACCCAGAAGUCCUAGAAUCCCAUAUAGCAUCAAGGUACAAAGACAACAACUGGAAGAAGAGAAAAGAGACGUAAAACAGCUAAGUGGAUGGAAACCGUCUCCUCCCCCUGAUCUCUUCAAAGUACCAAAAAACGCUCAGAGGACAAAUGUAGAAUAGGGAAUAAAAGAUAAACACUUCUGUUAUUUGAAAAGACUACAAUGCUACAUUUUUACAAAUAAAUACAAAUCAUUAUG
Messenger RNA from Bombina bombina (fire-bellied toad), 920 nucleotides. It is a transcript of the gene SPATS1, whose product is annotated as spermatogenesis associated serine rich 1. The transcript is spliced from 7 exons. Lineage: Eukaryota; Metazoa; Chordata; Amphibia; Anura; Bombinatoridae. The record is from RefSeq and is a predicted model, not a curated record. The coding region runs from base 1 to 843 and encodes 280 amino acids.